ACUAAACCAUACACGAAAUGCAUUGUGGCCCGGAUGUAAGAUGGCGGCUGCUGUUUUCUAUGUGAAAUCUAUGUAGAUGACCGUGAAUGAAGAAAGCGUCAUAAUUUAGCAACCUGUGCUGCCAGCUGCACUUACCUGACGCCAGUUUUAAUGGUAAUGCAUGCAAGGAAACUUCCAAGACUCAAUGAUGGGUAUGGUGAUAAAAAGGAAACCCAUCUGUAUCAGGGCAUGCAGUACCCAUAUACAAUCACCAGUCGCUGUGAAAAGCUGCGAAGCUCCCCCGAUGACGACAGGACAAGAGAUGACAGCCCCAGAAGUCGUCAUAGUCCCCGAUAUCAGAACAAGACCACUUAUAUUGAAAGAACUAAGGAAAAACUGGAAAGAGGCUCCACUGACUCACCUACAUCAGAUAGGAGACUCAACCAUUAUUCAUAUACCAGUAACAAUAAAAAUAGCAGUAAUCACCAAAAUCAUGAUAAAAAUCAUAAAAAUGAUAAGGAUAUUAAAGAACAGAAAGAAAAAGACCAUAAAGCAGAGGUACAAAAGUCCGCAGUGCGGGUGUUUGGUGAUUGGUCAGAACACAUUAGCUCUUCGGGUAAAAAGUACUAUUAUAAUUGUAAGACAGAAGUAUCACAGUGGGAAAAACCUAAAGAAUGGCAUGAUAUGCCGAACAAGGGAACAGAUAACAAGUUACAAGAAAAUAAAGCUCCAAGCAAGCACAAUGCCAAUUUACAUAGUAAAUCAUUUCCAGCCUCAGAUGACAGAAUCAAACAUUCCAGUGUUGGAGAAAAAUUUGAUAAACACCAUAAGGUCAGUUUACACCAAUCAUCAAAAACAUCAGACAGAUCAUUAUCUGAGAAAAUUAAAACUGGACCGCCUAAAGAUUUGCAAGAUGUUGUUGCACAGAGGACUAGCCAGUGGGUUCAAAAAGGCGGACAGUUGCAAGAGACAUCAAUCAAGGAUAAUUUUCGCAAGGAUAAUACUCAUGUUCAUAAUUUCGAUAAUACAGGAGUUAAGAGACAACGACGGGACAGUGAAGGUAGUAGAUCUCUUGGACCUAGCACACCAAGGAAACUGGAAGAACUUAACAGAGAAACCUCAAUAACAAAAGUAAAAGCAUUACAAACUUUACAGAAAUUACAAGAGGCCAUAUCUAGGCAGCUGUCCAUGAGUACACAGCAUACCACAGUUUUAUCUCCCAAAAUAGUAAUUCCUCAUGCUGAUACCUCACCUCAACAGUCUCUGAAAUCACCAACACUGAGUACAGAUAGCUCACAUCUCCCUCCAGUGAAUGUGAAUCCACCACCACAUGAAGAAGAAUCGGGGAAGGAAAGUCCACGGUCAGAAAGAAGUGAGAAAACUGAAAGUCCUACUCCAAGUACCAGCAGUUCAAAAGAGCUACCUGUAGGACCAAGUGCACUCUCAGCUGUUUCUGAAAAGAAAGACUUGUCAGUAGAACUCCCACCUUCACUUAGCAAUUACUGUAAUGACAAAUUAAUUGGUCAUGUACAAGGCUGGCAGACAGAACAUGCAGAGAGACAGGCCAAACGCUAUUGGGAAGAAGGUCUAACGGUUGGCAGCCUGGAAUGUAGCCAAGUGUCAGUUGAAUUAAAACGAGCUAGAUCAUUAGUUAGGAUAGCUGAAAUACAGUCCACUCUACAUGAACAAAGGAUUUUGUUUUUAGCACAACAGAUAAAAGAAUUAGAGAACUUAAAAAGUCAGCCUCCCUCCUAUUUGUCCUCAGAUUAGCCAAGUGGGAACAGGCUUUUGGUUGUACUUGUCUUUCAUUGUGUGCCUGUAUUUCAUGAGCAUUCAAUUUCUCAUCAAAUCAAAAACUACACGAGUUUGACUUUGUCUUCUGAAAUCUGUCAGUUAUUGGAAGUGAGACUCUUGCAAGAUGCAUUCUGGCUGUAAGCUUACUUUGUACACUUCAUCAUCAUCAUCACCAUCAUCAUCGUCAUCAUCUUCAUUAUUAUCAUCAUUGUAACCAGUGGCCCUUAAGCCACUGUUAGUGAAACUGGAAUCAUUUUCCUACCUUCCAAAUGUCCAUUUAUCUUGAAUAAUUUCUAUUUCUCAACCAACCUCCUCCCUACCACCACCACCACCACCACCACCUCCUAUUUUUACCCAACUAUUCCUCCCAUUUCCCUCUCAGUAGUAGCUAAAUCUUUCUCUCUCCCCCACAAACCAAUUUACUUGCUUUUAAAAUAUUUCUGUAACCUUCUUAUAGAAGUGUUGCAGUAAGGUAAACGUAAAGAAAAAAAAAAACAAACUAGCUUGUAUGUUUCUUUGCAUUUAAAACCAUAUAUACAUACAUGUAUGUAUGUAUAUAUAUAUAUAUAUAUGUUUGUGUGUGUAUAUGUAUGUAUAUAUAUAUAUAUAUAUAUAUAUAUAUAUAUAUAUAUAUAUACAUAGAGUAAGCAAUACCAUUAUUACAGUUUUAUGUGCAUGAUGAUAAUGAGUGUAUGUGCAUGUAUUACUAUAAUGUGAAGGCUUAAAAUGUCAGCUGGCAGGAUAACAAUGUAGUAAGUCAACUGUUGGGAAAUAAUAGAGAAGGUGAAAGAAGUUCUUGUCUGUGUUUAUUUCUAAUUGCCCUUCUUUUCCUUUAGGCUGACACCUAUCUGCUAUAAAUUAUUUUAUUACAUAAUAAUGAAUGGAGACUGCACCACUGUCUUUGGUGGUCUCAAGUACAGGACUCAGAUAGACAGAUGACAGAAACUGCUGUUAAUGUGUUCUGUUAGGUUUCUGGAGGUUCUUGCUUACAACCAUAUUGUUUUAAUUUGGUAGAUGAUCUUUAUUUAAGUACUUUAUAGAAAUUCAUUUGAGAAUUUUAUUUAUUUUAAGAAUUUUAUUUUAGGAUUAUUUUUUUUUAGGUAAACUGUGUGUAAUUCCAUAUUCAUUUCCUAUCUUUUAUUGCUGAAGAUUACUCAGAAUAUCUUUCAUUGAAAUACUUGUUCUUGUAAUUCUUGCGUUUUUCUCCUUUUGAUCUGUUUUUGUUAAAGUUUGUCUUUUUUAUGCUAGUAUCACUUGUAUAUCAUUUGAAUUGUAUACAUAUAUAUACUAGUAAUCUUUAGAGAACUUUUGACUAAAUAAUUUUUUAAGUUGUAGUUAGUGGUAAUGCCUCUUAUUCUAGAAUUAAAGGUUAAAGCUACUUCUGUUUGGCAAGAUUGGUUCAUUUGUUAAUUUUGGUUUGAUUAAUUUACUAAGAAAGAUACUUAUGUUGCUCUUGUCCUUGAAAGAUGUCAGAUUGUGAAGCUUGAGAAACUUCUGUUCAGCUGCUACAAUCUAUUAUUAUUAUUAUCGCCAAGGGCGGUGAGCUGGCAGAAUUGUUAGCGUGCUGGGUGAAAUGCUUCGUGGUAUUUCGUCUGUCGCUACGUUCUGAGAUCAACUUUGCCUUUCAUCCUUUCGGGGUUGAUAAAUUAAGUACCAGUGAAAUACUGGGGGUUGAUGUAUUCAACUAUUCCCCUCCUCCCAAAUUUCAGGCCUUGUGCCAAUAGUAGAAAGGAUUAUUAUCACCACCACCACCACCCUCUUCCAUCACCAUCUUCAUCUAAGUACUUUAUAGAAUUUGGCAUCAGAUUUCUUUAAACUACAUCAAAAUGUUCUAUUUUGUUGAUGCAAUACACAGUGAGUUAGAGUAAAUGGUUUCUUUUAACGCUAUAAUUAAACUUGUUUUUCAUGGUGUUGCUUGUGGCCAAAUUCUCAGUUACGUAUUUAUAUAUUUCUUUAAAAAGUAUGUUACAUUAAACAAACACUAAAUUAUUAAUGAGUAAAGCUUUGUGUUUUCUGUUAUCAGUCAGUUAAGAUUUGAGAUAUUUAUGUUGACUCUUCACAAUUUUACUUAAAUCUACAUCAAAAGCUGCCAUUUCAGUAAAACUAUUUUGUUGACAUUCUUUUAUGUUUAGUUGAUAAUGCAUGGCAUAAGUGGCCUUCUUACCAAGUCUUCAAAAAUGAAUUAAAAAAAAUAAUAAAUGGCCAGGAAAAUUCCAGUUGCUAAUUAAUAUACAGGUUGUGGUCAACAAAUUAGUUAUUUUAUGAAUGGAUUUUAAUAAAGAACACACAUAUAUACUUAAAAUUCUGAAAUCUUUCAAAAAUUAUUUUUAUUUAGUUUACAACUAUUUUAAGAAUUUAGUAGGUAUCCUUUGUAACUUUUCCUAUCGAAUUUGUUUGAGGUUGUAAGAUGUGGUGAUCUAUUUUAAGUAUCUUAAAGAGAAAUUGAUUUAUUUUGAGUAUGCUUUUUCUCUUGAUUACCUUAAACCUCUUCGAAACUAAAGCCUAAAUUUAGCAGAUUUAAUCAAAGCUAAAUAAGGCUGUAUUGAUUACAUUUUCAAAAUUAAAAAAAAAUUAGGAAAGAGUAUGCAACAAUGUAGGUUAAUCUCUCUCUCUUUCUCUAAUAUAUAUAUAUAUAUAUAUAUAUAUAUAUAUAUAUAUAUAUAUAUAUAUAUAUAUAUAUAUAUAUAUAUAUUCUUCAAGAGUCAUUUUGUUUAAAUUACUAAAGACGUUCCUCUGUUCAUGGUUAUUUGGUCCUGUUCAGGGUUAGUUUCAGUUUUCUAAUUCAGUUCUGCCAUCCUCUUCCAUUCUCCAUUGCAAACUAUUGUAUGCUCCAAACCCCUCUAGACUAUCUUCUUCUCUCUAUGACCUCUAUGAAACUUCAAGAAAUGAAGUACAGGAAUUGUGUUAUUCUGUUCAUGGUUAUUUGGUCCUGUUCAGAGAUAGUUUAAGUUUUCUAAUGCAAUUCUGCCUUUCUCUUUCAUUUUCUAUUCAAAAACUAUUGUAUGCUCAAAUCUCUCUUAACUCUCUUCUCGUUUCUUUCUAUGACAUCAAUAAAACUUUAAAAUGAAGCACAAGAAUUGUGUUGUUGUUCUAGAUUUUUCUUUUGUUAUCAUUUCUUCUUCCAAGUGGAAUAUGAGUUCAAAUAUAUAAAUUGACAUGUAUUUCCCCCCAAAAAACGCCAUCAUAAAAUCUUACUCAAUGAUUUGGUUGUUAAUCUAAAAUUUGAUUCUGUACCAUUUCAAUGUUAAUGGUUUAAAAUGUUAUGCACCAGCUUGCUAUUUCCCAAUAUAUAAAUAUUGACUAAUAUUACUACUGAAAGUGAAUAAUCAGAAGUUAAUUCUUUUGUCUCAGUGUUUUUGCUAUGGAAGCAGCUGUUCAUGUUGAAAUGUUGUGAUUACUUCCCUUGCUAAUUCAGUUGAGCUAUUUUUAAGUUAUUUUAAAUGGGAAAUAUACUGAUUUUCUUUUUUCAGAAUUAUGUAUGUCAAAUUAAACUGUAAAUUGUACUAUUGUAAUUUACUUUUCAAAUCUAUCAGCAGUUUUGUUCUAAAGCCCUACUACAAACAGCAUGAAUUGUUGCUGUCUUGUGUUGAUUGUAUCAAAGGCAGUAAAAUCUAUGUCCAACCCCACUAAUUACAACAGAUUGUGAAUGCCCUACUCCUAAAUACUUAAAAUGAGUUAUAUUAACUCCACUGGGUUUUCAUUCAAGAACAAAUGUCACAUACAGCAACCCCUUCAUAUCAACUGCCAUCAGUACAUCUGUGGUUUUAUGGAUGAUGUUUAGGUACAGACCCUAAUGGUUGAUAAAAGGAGUUAAUUAUUGUAACUCAUUUUAUCCAGAUUAAGCUGAUCACCCAGUAUUUCAUGUAUACAUUUAUUUUUGCUUUUGACUUUCAAAUCAUGCAAUAAUGAUUUUAGGCUGCAGGUUACCAAUUUAACUUCUACACAAAACUUCAGUGUCAUUAAGAUCAAAAUCAUUAAUUCUCUUUAGCACCCAAGAUGGAAGAAGGUUUUAGUUGCUGUUUACUUUUUUUUUUUUUUACUUUUAUUCACAUGGUACUACUCACAGGUCUUCAUCAUCAUCCUUUAACAUCUGUUUUCAGAUAAACAUGAUGAUGAAGACCUGUGGGUAGUAAUUAUUAAAUUUAAAUCCUGAAGUUGGAUUUCUACAUUUUCUGUUGCUUGCAGUAAAGUUUUCCUUGAAUGUUAAUAUUUAAGUCACUGUUGUCUGCAAGCUUACUGCUUAAAUAAAUGGAUGAUAGUUUUGACAAAUUAGUUAUAUCUGUAAAUACAUUUUGAUAAUCUUGCAUAAUUUCUAAUUUCUGCAUUUAUGCCUAUUUCAGCUAAUAUUAAGGAAAUCUAAGUCAAUGUAAUCAGUUUAGUCAGUGAUAAGUCCGUUAAAAAUAUAUUACAUACACUUGAGAAAUAUCAAAUGCAAUUUUCAAAACUUUAGUGAAUCUCUUAUCACUCUUAGUAGUAGAACAGCGUUUCUUGUCAUAAGAUAGCUCAACUCUUUUUGAUAUUAAUCCACCUGAGACUGCUUCUGGUUCUAUAAUGCAAAAUCUCUUAUUUUAAGCGUUCAUAUUUAUAUCAAAACCUCUCAUAAUAGAUUUAUGUAAGGAUUUUUUAAGUUCUUCAGAUACAAGAUUAAUAAAACCAAAAUUAUUUUAUUAAACUAUUUCAGACUCUCGAUUAUUUUCAAAAUAAAUUGAAACUCGAAAGUUAAUAUAUUUGAGUAUGAUUAGCAGUGAAUGCACUCUGAAGUCAGUUUAGUUCAAUAUAAAUGAGUCGGCUUUGUCUAAAAUUUGUUUGCGUGUAAAGAUCUACUCAUCAGGGUUUUUAAUACAAAAACCCAUCUUGUUCUUCAUAACAAAUCCAUCACUAGUUUUAGUUUAAUAUCACUAUUUAAUAGGAAACACUGGAAUAAAAAUAAUAAUAAUAGAAGUAAUCUUUCUCCAUGAAAGAUUUCCUUCUUUGUGACACUUUUUAAAUGCAAUUUGAUAAUGAGUUCAAGUUUGUGGAAUAUUAUAGUAGAAACAAUUUGGAAAUUUCUGAAUCUCAGAACUAUAUUCCAACUGAAAUGGAUUGACAUCACCAGGGUUACAAAACAAGUUACUGCCAUAUAAGGCAUGUAAGAUAUUAGCCAGUAUUAGGAUCGUUACCUCGUACUCAAUCAGACAUGAUAUAUUAAGGAACACCACUUAUACUAAAUUAUUAAAAUGAUGCUCAGUUAGCACAGUGAUAGAAAAUAGGAUAAAAAGAAGUUGUAAUUUACAUGGAAAACAUUUCAGAGUGCAUUAACAGUUAGUUAUGUCAUCUGUCUUCUCCAUUUAUACAUUUAGGUUUUCCAUAGAAAACCAAAUAUUUAUUUAAAGAAAUAAAAUUCCACACUCCUCAAUUUUAUUUCUGUCUGGUUCUGAUUGCUCUGAUUAAACGAAAUCUUCACUUCUAUGCAUGGUGUAAACCUCUCUCUCUCUCAUUCUCUCUAGAUGUACACAUGAAAGUGUGUGUGUGUGUGGAUGCAUGCAUCACUGAGUGGUUAUGAAGUUUGUUUCACAUUCAAGAGGUAUUGCAUCAUGGGUAAGUGUCUUUUAUUAUGUCUACCCAUUUUCGUUCACAAGCUUUGUAACUGAAAUUGGGUAGACAGAAGCUGUGCAGAAGCCUGUUGAAUGGACUGUACCUACUUCAAAGAUCCAGCCUUGUCAAACAAAGUCAUGCUGAUUCUGCCUGAGAACUUCUUGAAGAGUACAAGUGCCUAUGGUAUACCCAGCCACUUCUACUAAAUGUUGAUGAGUAAGCAUUUCAGUUGAUUAAACAGCUGGUAUACUCAUUACCAAACACAGAGAUUUUUUUUUUACUUGAAAAGAUGGGGGUGGUUUACACAAUAUGUUAAAACUGGAUGAGUGUAUGUAUCCUGAUAGCUAUGAGAUUAAAGUGCAUUUCUACAGUUAUGUAAAUAUUAACAUGUUAAAUGAUAUGAUUUACAUGAACAAAAUGCUGCUGUAGGCUUCCUCAGUCCUUCAAGCAUAGAACCAAUCACAGCCUGUCUAAUAGAAGUUUUUAUUAACCAGUCAUCAGGACAAAUUAUUACUGAUUAAUUAAAAAAUCUUUGCUCUCAAAGUGUUUCCUGUAUGCCAACAGUAGAAUAGUAUAAAAAAAUAGAAACAUCAUAAAAUCUUAUUGGAUUUUAUGACAGGUCAAGAAUUUGCAAAUUUUAAAAGGUCUUGAGGUGGGAAUGUCGAUCUUUUAUUGUCGGACAAGUUGGAUGUGUGUAACAUUAGAUGUCUGUCAAGUGAGAUUGGUAAAAUUGAUUUUGUAGUUUUGUUGACUGAAGCAAAAACUGUAAUGGAUCUGGUAUAAAGACAGUACCUUAACAGGGAGCAAGAUUUGAACUCUGUAAGCAAUAAGAGACUCAAACCAGUCAGUUGAUAAUCAAUGCAGUUCAGUCAUAUCUUGUACAUGUUAUGAAUUUGAUCUUCAAAUUAGGAAAAUUGUUGCUAAGAAACUUCUGAGAUGUUGAACUAGCAUAGCAUUUCACUGCUUCUGUCUGCUUUCUUGCUAUUAUCAAGGGUAGAUAGGAGAAUUGGUAUUGUGUUAAACACAGUGCCUUGUGGUGUUUUAUUCUGACUGCUUACAUUCUGAAUUCAAAUCCCACUGGAGGCAACAGUGCCUUUCUCUCUCCCAAAUUUGAGCCUAUGCUGAAAAUCUGUAUUAAUACUGAGGAUUAAGACAGCCAGCUGGCAGAAUUGUUAGCACGCUGGGAAUAGUGCUUAGUGGCAUUUUGUUCAUCUUCACAUUCUCAGUUUGCAUUCUGUUGAGGUUGAUUUUGCCUUCCAAUUUUUGGGGUUCUACAGAAUAAGUACCAGUUGAGCAUUGGGAUUGAUGUAAUCAACUUACUCUCACUCCAAAAUUGCUGGCCUUGUGUCAAAAUUUGAAGCUAGUAUUGAGGAUGGGGAAUAGCAGAAAUGGUAGAGCAUGGGAUAAAAUUUACUUAUAUGUAUUUAAAUUCUUAAUUAAAUCCAAUUUAUUUUUCAUCCUUUUUGGGGUCAGCUUUGUUGCUGCUGCCAAAAGUUCUUAUUGUUAAUCUUAUAAUAGUAUCAAUAUCACAGUGUGUCAAUCCAGUCUUGAAUGGUAUUACAGCAGUACCAUAUUUCUCAGUCUUGUCUUGAACACUGGUCAGGAUCAUCUCUUUAUAUAACUAAUAUCCUUGGAAAAGCAUGAAUAUUACAAUUUCUUGAAGCCCUCAGGUUUCUUGUCUGUGUGUGUAUGAAACAGUUAUUAUUACUAGAUGGUAGAUAUAAAGAUAUAUAAUAAAAAAAACUAAAAUUCAUGCUUAAUAGUAUUGUUUCAUGCCACAUUAUUUUCAGUUUGAAACCAGUGUGUUGACAAUAACAGAAAUUGUUGCAUCUACUCAAAAGAAAUUUAUUUGGUUUAGGAUUUUAAAUGUAGGUUAGUAAAUUCAGUUUGUUUUCAAGAAUAAAAAAUUUUUGUCUGGUUCUAUAAAUUAGAAUUAUUAGAAUAAAAGGGAUUACCUAAAUAUUUCUUUUCUCAAGUUGGCAAUAAUGCUUCAGAAGCAACAACCUACAAAAUUAAUUUUGUGUCUGUGUGUAUGAGUGUACAUGCACUUGCAUCUAUGUGAAUUGUAUAUCUGUGUAUGCUUACAUUAACAUCCAGAAACAGUUUUUAGAAGUUUCAACUAAUAUAAAUUUAGAUAUUUGGCAUUUAUCCCCAUCUCUCUAUUAUUCAAAUCUAUUAAACGUUAGUGUUUCUUUAAGCUUAUUUAUUUAAUACCCAUCUUUUGGGUUUCUUCCCCCAUCCCUUUCACAUCUACCUACUUUGUAUGUUGCAAUUUUGAAUAACUAUUCAUUCAGAAAUUUUAUAUAACCUUUCUGAAAUGAUUUACUUUUUAUUUUAAUCUUUUGUCCCUUUGCCAACAUUUCUUUCUUUCCACCACCCACCCCUCAUAUUUUUAAUAUUUUCACGUCAUAACUUCUACGUAAAAACCAUUUUCUCAAACUAAGCAAUAAUUUUAUUACUCUUUCUUAUACUAUUAUUUCUUUAAAUUAAUUCCUUUAUUUAAUCUAUCAUAGGCAAUGUUUUGUGCUAAUUCUGUUUCUAUCAGCAGGGUUUUUUUUUUUUUUUGAUAUUCUAAGAAACAAAUAAGUGUUUUGUUUUUUAAUUUCAUUUUGCUUUAUCUUUUAUUUUCUCUCUCUAAGUCAAUGUUUGAAGCUCACACAUCUUCACCUGGUUCUUAAAUGAAUUGAUUGAUUUAUAUCCUUUAUAUUUCAUUCAUCUCCCAUAUGAGUAAAAAGGUAGUUAAAUUCUAUUUUGUGCAACAAAAAGUAAAAAAAUAUUUGAUUAAUUACCAAUACCUUCAAACCUGAUUACCCAAAUCUGUGUUUGGUAAUAAGGCUUACUACUCAUUUAUAAAUCUCCUCUUAAUCUUUCUAUUUUUAUGCUAGGUCUAUAUCUACAUGUCUCAGUAGUCAUAAAAAAACUUUGUGACUGGUAACUUUAAAUUCAUUUUCUACAUGGUUAGUCCCUUUUUAUAUCAAAACCAAUCUAUUUGAUGAAAAUCAGAUUUCUAAUUCAAGGCCUCACCCAAUUUCUGUGUUGGUGUGAAAGGAUAGCAUGAUGCACUUUAGUUGUAAAAGUAGACGGUGUUUGGAAGCAGGGUGUUAAAUAUUUUAAAACAGUACAAACUGGAAUUGUUCCUUUAUUAAUAUUGCUACCUUUGCUUAGUAUUUUAUAAAAAAACAAGGAAAAAAAAAACUUUAAAAAAAAGAGAAGAAAAAUAUAUCUACAGAAAAAUUGCCUAUAAUAACUGCUGAUGUCCAACUUAACCAAAGAUUACAGGUAGAAUUUAUUGUUUUAUAGAUACUUUUUAUUGAAUCUAUUUCUGAAACUCUUAAACAUUCUUAGGAUGUAAAUGUUUAAAUUAAUCAUUUGAUGUGUGUAGGUAUAUUUUAGUCUUCUAUCAAAUACCUUGAUAAGCUCUUAUCUUUAAAGUUUCAUUAUAUUUUUUUCUUUUUCUCUUUGUAUAUUUUUUUUUCUCCUUGAAGAAAUAAUAAAAGUAUCAAAUAGAGGAACUACCUGCCACAUGAACAUUUUUGAAGAUUUGGUGCUCUUAAAACAUUGUCUAGCUGGUUGAAUGUUGACCUCUCCUAUUUAAACUUACUGGGAGAUGCCUUGCAGAGGACUAAUGCAUUGCCUACAAAGAGUGGGGGUGGGAGGUAGCCAAUAUCUUCAUCACUGUCAGUUUCCAGUCCACUUAAAAUUUCCCCUCUCCGGCCUUUUUAAAUUUGUUCCAUUCCCUAUUCUUACCCUUUAUCUCAGAAAGUUUAUUUUUAAAGAGAAAGGAGAAUAUUUGGAAAAUAUGAAAUGAAAUCAUUGGAUUGAUAGGGAAAUGGAUUUUUUCCUUUUUUUUCUUUUUUUUUUCUUUUUAAACAAAAUAACAUACAAAGAAUUACAUAAAAUAAACAAAAUUCCUGUGAUAAAAGUAAUGGUAUGACUUUAUAAUUAAUAUCUUCAUUGGCAUUUGGAGGUGUAUACAAAACGGCAAAAAUAAAUAUACCCUAAAAAUUGGAGAAAAUAGUCGACUGCUACUCAUUGAAUACAUUUUGUAUGCAGUUAAAACCAUUUUUUUUUUUUUUCAAAAAAAAUAUUCAAUAUUAUAUCAAUGUCUUAAAUAAUCUUUGUUACAUGGUU
Messenger RNA from Octopus bimaculoides (California two-spot octopus), 11478 nucleotides. Its product is annotated as WW domain-containing adapter protein with coiled-coil. Gene Ontology annotation, molecular function: chromatin binding; RNA polymerase II complex binding. Gene Ontology annotation, biological process: positive regulation of TORC1 signaling; regulation of autophagy. Lineage: Eukaryota; Metazoa; Mollusca; Cephalopoda; Octopoda; Octopodidae. Gene Ontology annotation, cellular component: nucleus. The record is from RefSeq and is a predicted model, not a curated record.